CACCCAUUAGCCCCCAUCCACAUUCACGUCCAACGGGCCCCCAAGUAUUCGCAAGUGGUAAAAGGGCCGCGUUUGCGUUUCGCCGCAUCUCAAUAUCUGAAAUCAAAAGAAAAAUUCAAUUUAUAUCAAACCGAAAGAAAAAUCAAUUUUCUCCGAGCCACACAAAAUUAAUUGAUGUUUAAAGGUAUUGCAACCACAAAAUGAAUACCAAAAACAUUGAAAACAAACCCAUGGAUGGUACAAAAUUUCUUGAUAUGUUGUCAACAAUAUCAUUGCAGGAAAUAUUACAAUUUGAGUUUCGUCUCAAUCCAACAAGCAAAUGGGAAACAUUGGUAGUAGCCCCAGAAAGUCCGCUUAGGAAAUACAAUUGUAAUAUUUGCCAUGUUGUCCAGUUCGGCGACAAGAAUUUGUUUGCCCACCUCAGUGGCAAAAAACACAACUCUGUAAUGGCAGCUGAAGAGCAAUUGCAGUUCAGAAUCAAGCCCAUUCGAGCUCCACAAAAACCAGUUUCAGAAACCGUAAAAAAGGGCCCAAACACCAAUACGAAUAACAACAAGAACAGCACGUCUCCAGUUGUAAAACAUUUGCCUAUUUUAAACAAAAAUGCACCAAUCAAAAACAAUAAUGCAAACACUACCGUUGUUAAGCAGGAAGCUGGAAAUGAAGUUUCAAAAAUACAGCCGAUUCAAAAGAAAGGUCCAGCCAUUGCACUUAACAAGCAAAACCUUGCUAGCCCUAAGGCGGGAAAUAAUCAAACUACUCAAAAGAAUAUUCAGGGCAAUAAUCCAAACAUUCAAAAGAAUGUCCCAGUAAACAAUCCACCCAAUCUAAAGAAUACUUUACAAAAUAACACGCCUACAAAAAAAAAUACAGCGAAUAAUAUACCCGUACAAAAGAAUAUCUCGGUUAUUGGUGCACAGAAAAAACCUAACCCGAACCCGGGAAAUAUGCAAGCGAAGAAAGCAAAUGUGAAUGCGGCUAACGCAACUAACACUGCUAAUAAAAAGGCUCCACAGUCGGCAACGGCUACAGCAAACACUUCCUCGAUUUCGGGAGGUCCUGCUCCAAAAACUAGUGUAAGCAAUACCACUUUGCAGCAGGCAGCGGAUGUUCAGACCCAAAAACAAUCACAAGCGCAAACAAAACCACCUGUUCAAAAUCCCGCACAUACAGAAACAAAGCCACAGCCAACCAAAGCUGUGCAGAAUGCUAUAUCGAAUAACGCGGACUUGGCUCGCAACAAGACAACUAAUCCAGAUAUAGUCAAAAAUCCGCUUACCACGAAAAUAUCUUGUGUUCCGCUGGCCAAGCUUAUCAACUCCACACCUGAGCCCGAGAACGAUGUCAUAAUUAUUGAGGAACUGCCAAAAGAGGCUGCUAAACCGUCAGAAACUCCGAAAAAUCUCAUACCAGUUCAAGCAACAAAUCAGAACUCUACUAUUGCGGCCAAGAAGCCGACCAACAUUGCUGCGCACCCCGUGCGUCUAACUACUACCAAUAAGGUAGUAGUAAGGCCUACCUACGUUGCUCCCACGGAUUACCCAGCAGCUAGACCUGGCGGCACAUUUGAGUCCAGGAGCCAGAGUCAUGUCAUGGGCCUUGUUGGAGUGGAGUACGUCUUGAAAAUAGUUAGGAAUUUGGCUGAUAAGAAUGCCAGAUACCAAUGUUGCCUAUGCGAGAUCACUGCCGAUGAGCAAUCGAUGCACAACCAUUUGCUGGGCUAUAACCACCGCUUAAAGUAUUUCGACAAGCAUUUCCCGACAGCAAUGCGUCUGUACCGCCAGUAUGUGUCCCAAGUGCCUGAGAGCGAGGUGUGCAAAAUAAUGAUGCCCAUUUUUGAUAAGCUUGCGCAUGCCAUUGAAACGCACCAUGGUCGAAAAUCUGCCCAUCUGUGCUAUGAACAUGUAUAUUCCAAAGAUCGCCAGAGCUUGUUCUCCCAGGUGUACAAUAGAAAGCACUCGUCGGAAAAGUUUGGGCCCUCGUUCACACACGUCGUUGAUGCUAAAGAGGUGGAGGAGUUGAUCAACAGGGUUAGAAACAACGUUCAGCCCUUGAUGAACAUUGAAAAUCCGAAUCCUUACUACGUCCCUCCAUACGUACCUCAUUAUGUGGGAUAUCAGAAUGUGCCCGAAAAAAAUACACAACCGCCCGUUGAUGACGAAACGCACAAGCGAAUGGUCGACAACUUUCUCAGGGACACCAGACAUAGUUCGGGCGAUGUCCAUAAGUCUCGAAACCCAAAGCGGAACCGCUCCAGAUCCAACUCGCCUGAUCAAAGGAAGAGAGUCACCCACAAAAGGCACUGGAAUGUUGAGCGUAGAUCAGUGUCGCCUUUGCGCGAUGGUGACCUUUGGCAGGCGUACCGCCACAUGGUAGAUCAUAAGGUGCGCGAGCUAAAUAUGUCCUUCGACACAUACAAAUCUGACCCCGAACAGCAUCCAAACUAUCAGGCUGAGUGGCAAAUGUUUUGGAAGCGCCGUAAGGAUGAACUUAUACUGGCUGGCAUUAACCAUCGCACGUACAACUUUCAAAACGAGUGGAUUCAUUUCUUUAAUGCUCGCAUCGAGGAGUUGUACAAUCAAGAUAUUGAAAAUAUCAAAAUAAAAUGUCGCGAACGUUUGUGUUUGCCAAUGACCAAUAACGAAUUAGCCGACGAAAAGUAUUAUGUUCAUUUGGGCAAAACGGACGAGCCCGAUUUGCGAAAGCCAGAACCUAGAAAUGAACUGCAGAAAAUGAUGGUUGAUGAAGAGAAUCUGGUUGUGGAGCCACCGAAUGUGAUCCAUGUCCUACGUCUUUUAACCGCUUUGGAAGAUUACCUGGGAAGUUUGGGUCCUUUUGUUACCGAAAUGCUAGUGAAAGCCUUGCAAACGCAAAAGAUUAAUCCGGAAAAUGUUCAUUCAUCAAUUUUAACAGCCGAAAACUGUGCUAUUUUGGAGACCGUUAAAGAAAAGUUUACUGGUCUCUUAAUAUCCCAAAUUUAUGAUCCCGCUAAAGAAAGGGCUUUGAAAAGAGCUAUUAAUGACACUGAACUGUUGCUUCGAAGUGCCAGUAAACUUAACCAUUCCAAAGAUAACGCUCAGCACGCUGAGCAACCCGAUAUGGCCAACAAAAAACCGUAUAGCCAUGAUAAACCAUUGGACAAAACUGAGCUCGCGGCGAAACUGGCUUCCUCAUUGAUGUCCCAAGGCAAAACAUCUAUUAACCGAGAGGAACUUCAGAAGAUACUUCAAGUAUACACGAUGAUUGAGCAGAAGAAACGCCAGGACGUGCCCUCCUCUAGCAGUUCCAUAAAUUUAUUGCCCAGCACUUCCACUAACUUGAUUCCAAAUUCCAAUAGCAAUGGUAACCUGUUGACACAACAUUCAUCUAGAAAUUUAAACAUUGCAAGCAAUGCAAAGCAACCCAACAAUCCGACCAGUAUGCAUACUGGUCAAAACUACUCCGGAAAUGUGGCCCGCUUUAACAACCAACAAAGCACUAACUUAGCUAGCACCUUUACCUCGAACGCGUAUCCGACUGAUCGUGGAUUUGGGGGAUCCGGCGGAUUUAAUAGUCAAGUCGGCUCUGCACUACCGGCAAUCAACCCGAGCAGCGUUUUGCGAAACGAUCUGACCACGUCGUCACUCUUCAACUUCAACACCAAUUUGAACCCAUCUUAUAACAACCCUAACCGGAGGAAUCCUAAUUUUUAGUUGAUAGCACGUAAUGCGGAUAGAUUGAUAACGAAUACUUACAUUAAACCCACAAUAAUGUAAUCACAACAUUUUCAAAUAAGCUACAUUCAUUGAAAAUUUGUACAACAUUUGAAGAAUGUAAUGUAAAUAAAUCGAUUUUAUAAUGACA
Drosophila erecta is the source of this 3843-nucleotide messenger RNA. RefSeq lists its product as uncharacterized. The record is from RefSeq and is a predicted model, not a curated record. Lineage: Eukaryota; Metazoa; Arthropoda; Insecta; Diptera; Drosophilidae. The transcript has 2 exons. The coding region runs from base 201 to 3692 and encodes 1163 amino acids.